Messenger RNA from Mizuhopecten yessoensis (Yesso scallop), 774 nucleotides. Its product is annotated as tripartite motif-containing protein 34-like. The transcript has a single exon. Gene Ontology annotation, molecular function: zinc ion binding; ubiquitin-protein transferase activity. Gene Ontology annotation, cellular component: nucleoplasm; chromatin. Bases 1 to 774 code for a protein of 257 amino acids. Gene Ontology annotation, biological process: positive regulation of DNA-templated transcription. The record is from RefSeq and is a predicted model, not a curated record. NCBI's taxonomy places the organism in Eukaryota, Metazoa, Mollusca, Bivalvia, Pectinida, Pectinidae.
AUGGAGGAGGUCCUGCAGACAUUUUACCAGUGUGGGAUUUGUCAGGAAUCUAUUACCUACCCAAAGAAGCUCAAAUGUCAACAUGUCUUCUGCCACGAAUGUCUGGUAGUCUACAUCACUCACUACUUUGGCAAAGCUUCGUUUCCGUGUCCGGUGUGUCACUAUAAGCAUUUGCCAGAGGAACAAAAAACAGUUAUUACCCAGGAUACAUUACUGAUACUGGAGGAGGAUUCUCUGAUGAGGGAUGUCCGUCUAUUUUUCAAAGAUGGCGAGAAACCGCAGCCAAUAUAUAAUGCAGAUGGAAUCAACAGAGUACCAUGCACCAUUCAUACUGACAGUCUGUGCGGUUACUUCUGUCCAGAUUGUAACCUGCUUGUGUGCACACAAUGUAAACGGGAGAUGCAUCCACACUGUCACCUGCGCCAAAUAGACAAGAGAAUGCGUAUGGAAGCAUAUAGCGACAUCCGAAAAGUUACUGCAGAUUUAACAGAUUUCCUGUCUGAAGCAGAAACUGUUCACACUGAUCUAAAUUCAAAAGUAGGGAACAUCUGUCACAACUCCCCAGAGCGUGUUGAAACAAUCAAGUUAUAUUAUUCAGAUCUGAAAGAAAAGGUUGUGAAAUAUCUGGAGGAGCAAGAACGGGAAGUACUAGAAAAAAAAAUGAAGCUGGAAGAGAAGGAGAAAGCACACUUGGAGAAUGACAUAGGUGUUUGCUCAAAGAUGGUGACCUCAGUAGAAUCGCGACAGCGACUUGCACAUGUUGUACAUGAAUGA